CUGUGUUGGGUAGACUAUAACCCGAUCCAUCCCCAAACGUUCCGCACCCUUCCGCACCUCUCCCUCGUUAUCUUUCUUUCUCUUCCCUAAAACCCAAAACCCACUUUCUCCAUUAAAACACCUUCAUUUACAAACAACCAUAAUCCAAAUUUGAUGGAGAAGAAUACCCUAUAACAGAACAGUUCAAACCAAUUUGCACUAUUUUUCUCAAUAUAUUUUUUGUUGUUUGUUGAAAUUGUAAAUUUCUUCUCAAACCACAUUAAUAGUAAAUGGGCAUACUUACACUCCCGUUAGUCAUCUCUGUCCUUAAACCCCAUAAUUAUAAACCCCAAAAUUUCUCUUUAAUUUUUUGCCCAACUCGUCAAUUUUGUUUUAAACCCUUUAAUCGUCGCUUUUUUGCGUCUUCAAAUGCUGGUGCUUCCACAUUGCAGAAUACUAUUUCCAACAAUGGAGAACCCAGUUCAGUUCAUACUACUUCCUCUGUACCCACUUUUCAACAAGCUAUUCAGCGUCUCCAGGAAUAUUGGGCUUCUGUUGGAUGUGCAGUUAUGCAAUGCAGCAACACUGAGGUCGGAGCGGGGACGAUGAAUCCCCUGACUUAUCUAAGAGUCCUCGGCCCAGAGCCAUGGAAUGUUGCUUAUGUAGAGCCUAGUAUCCGGCCAGAUGACAGUCGCUAUGGAGAAAAUCCAAACCGUCUUCAACGCCACACCCAAUUUCAGGUUAUACUGAAACCGGAUCCUGGGAAUUCUCAAGAUCUCUUCAUUCGCAGUUUAUCUGCUUUAGGUGUUGAUGUCAAUGAGCACGAUAUACGUUUUGUGGAGGACAACUGGGAAAGUCCGGUUCUUGGUGCAUGGGGAUUAGGUUGGGAAGUUUGGAUGGAUGGGAUGGAGAUCACUCAAUUUACCUACUUCCAGCAGGCUGGGGGUGUUCAAUUGUUGCCAGUGUCUGUUGAAAUCACUUAUGGUCUGGAGCGAAUCCUCAUGCUGCUUCAGGGAGUUGAUCAUUUCAAGAAAAUCAAGUAUGCUGAUGGGAUCACAUAUGGAGAACUGUUUGCAGAGAAUGAGAAGGAAAUGAGCGCAUAUUAUCUUGAGCAUGCCACUGUAGAUCAUAUCCAGAAACAUUUUGAUUUUUUUGAGCAGGAAGCUUGCCAUUUGCUCAAAUUGGGUCUAGCAAUACCUGCGUAUGAUCAGCUUCUGAAGACAUCUCAUGCUUUCAAUAUCCUAGAUUCUAGAGGCUUUGUUGGUGUAACUGAACGUGCUCGCUAUUUUGGUCGAAUGCGUAGUUUAGCUCGUCAAUGUGCACAAUUAUGGCUGAAGACAAGGGAGUAUCUAGGUCAUCCUUUAGGUGUUGCUGCUGAACUUGGUCCUCUGACAUGCCCAAGAGAGGUACUGCAGUCUGCAGUAGAAAAGGUGGGUUUAGAGCCAAGGAUGUUUGUCCUUGAAAUUGGAACCGAAGAGUUGCCAUCACAUGAUGUAGCUUCUGCAAUUCAGCAGCUGAAAGAUCUCAUUUUGCAAUUACUGGAAAAGCAAAGAUUGGGUCAUCAUGAAGUACAAGCGUAUGGCACACCUCGAAGAUUGGUGGUCUGCUUUGAUAGCUUGUGUGCUAGGCAAGUGGAAAAUGAGGUUGAGGUUCGAGGACCCCCAGUUUCUAAGGCAUUUGACAACCAAGGAAAUCCAACGAAGGCUGUUGAGGGUUUUUGCCGUAGAUAUAAUACUUCUUUGGAUUCAAUAUACGAAAAAGUGGAUGGAAAGACCCAAUAUGUAUAUGCUCGGGUCAUGGAGCCCUCCAGAAGUGCUUUAGAGGUUUUAGCUGAGGAUCUCCCUGGUAUAAUUGCUAAGCUGUCAUUCCCAAAAUCAAUGCGUUGGAAUUCACAGGUGGUGUUUAGUAGGCCAAUUCGUUGGAUCAUGGCUCUGCACGGUGAUGUUAUAAUUCCAUUUACUUUUGCUGGAGUUUCCAGUGGAAAUUUAACUUAUGGUCUUCGUAAUACACCGUUUGCAACUGUUGAGGUUGAAAAGGCAGAAUCGUACGUAGCUGUGAUGGAGAAUGCUGGCAUAUCUGUAGAUAUUGAGGAGCGUAAAAAGUUGAUUUUGAAGCAUUCAACUGCUUUAGCUGAAACUGUUAGUGGACAAGUAAUUAUGCCUAGUGGUUUAUUGGACGAGGUUGUUAAUCUGAUUGAAGCACCAACCCCAAUAUUGGGAAAGUUCGAUGAAUCUUUCUUAAUGCUCCCAAAAGACCUUCUAACAAUGGUUAUGCAGAAGCAUCAGAAAUACUUUGGACUUGCUGACAAUAGUGGAGGAUUGUUGCCCUAUUUUAUUGCGGUGGCAAAUGGGGACAUUAACGUUGAUGUGGUGAGAAAAGGGAACGAGGCAGUUCUCAGAGCACGCUAUGAAGAUGCGAAGUUCUUCUAUGAGACAGACAUAAGAAAGAAGCUUUCAGAGUUUAGAGGUCAACUUAAUGGUAUCCUUUUCCAAGAAAAACUCGGAACCAUGCUGGAUAAAAUGACACGUGUUGAGAGCAUUGUUACCGAAUUAGCCUCUUCCUUGGGUUUUGAGUCGGAGCAGCUUCAGACUGCACAGGAAGCUGCAUCACUCGCUAUGUCAGAUCUUUCCACUGCUGUUGUGACUGAAUUCACUUCUCUGGCAGGAAUUAUGGCCCGCCAUUAUGCUUUGAGAGACGGCUACCCAGAGCAGAUUGCUGAGGCUUUAUUUGAGAUUACUCUCCCUAGAAAUUCAGGAGAUAUACUGCCGAAGACAGAUUUGGGAAAUGUUCUGGCAAUAGCUGACAGAUUGGAUAGCCUUGUUGGUUUGUUCGGGGCAGGCUGUCAACCUAGUUCAACAAAUGAUCCAUUUGGUCUGCGGAGAAUUUCAUAUGGGCUUGUGCAAUUAUUGGUGGAAAAUAAUAAAGAUUUGAACUUGCGACAAUCUCUGGAGCUCGCUGCUGAGGUCCAACCUAUUCAAGUCGAUAGCAGUACAGUAGAUGAUGUACAACAAUUUGUAACAAGGAGGCUGGAGCAAUAUCUGGUUGACAAGGGCAUAAAUCCAGAAGUUGUUCGAUCUGUCCUCUUAGAGCGUGGUAGUUGGCCAUGUCUAGCAGCAAAAUCGGCAAUAAAGAUGGAAUCCAUGUUUAAAGAUGAUCUCCUUCCAAAGGUUGUUGAAGCAUAUUCCCGGCCAACAAGGAUUGUCCGAGGAAAGGACAUAAAUAUCCACACAGAGGUGAAUGAAGCUUCUUUCGAGACAAGGGAAGAGAAAGCUUUGUGGAUUGCUUUCUUGUCAGUGAACAAACAAGUUCAUCAUGGUAUUGAAGUUGAUGUUUUUGUUGAAGCAUCCUCGGAAUUAGUACAGCCACUUGCUGAUUUCUUCGAUAAUGUAUUUGUAAUGGUGGAAGAUGAACAAGUUAGGAAUAACAGGCUUGCUCUGCUUAAAAAGAUUGCAGACCUUCCAAGGGGUAUCGCGGACUUCUCAGCUUUGCCUGGAUUUUGAAGAAUAUAAUUUUUUUUUGAAGAUAUUUGAAAACAGAACUAACUAUAGUAAUAGGCCUUGAUUAUGUACAUUAUCUUUUUUCCCCCUUUUUAUCAGUUACAUGGUGCAUUAUUUGAUUAUCUGUGAUCAAAAGUUGAACUGGUCUGUGUAGCACAAAAUUAGCUGAGGGUUCCGUGAACCUCAUUCAUGUCAUUUCCGAGCUUUGUUAGCAUGGUGACGAAUGGUGUUGCAAGAAGAGAAACAGGUCCUAGAUAUUUCCGUGCUUUAUAGUCACUCGUAGGCGGUAUCAUUGGUAUCUUAUCAACAUGAAGUCUGAGAUUUGAUUGCAAAUGCAAUUUUAUGAGGGCUGUUGAUUAACCUUCAGAAAAAGAUCAGAACGAUCAAUAGAAAAUGGGAUUGAUAAGUUUAGUUGCUGAUGAUGGAGCUAGCUUAUUGCACCACCCAAAAAGGAGACCUACAUAAUAAUGUCAUGGAAUUAUUGUUCACUUUCUUUCAAUAUUUUUUCAGAACUAUUAUUUUAGCGUCAUGUUCAAAACAUUGUGCUAAACAAGUAAUUUAAUAGAAAUAUUUUCAUCAGAAAAGUUUGUACAUUAGAUUUCAUUAGACAUCAUGUAAAUGUAUCUACAAGUUCCUGAUGGAAUAACUUAUUAAUGUUAUUGUUAUCUUGAUUUUCUUA
Beta vulgaris subsp. vulgaris (sugar beet) is the source of this 4155-nucleotide messenger RNA. RefSeq names its product glycine--tRNA ligase, chloroplastic/mitochondrial 2. Bases 270 to 3479 code for a protein of 1069 amino acids. Gene Ontology annotation, molecular function: ATP binding; glycine-tRNA ligase activity; arginine-tRNA ligase activity. NCBI's taxonomy places the organism in Eukaryota, Viridiplantae, Streptophyta, Magnoliopsida, Caryophyllales, Amaranthaceae. Gene Ontology annotation, biological process: glycyl-tRNA aminoacylation; arginyl-tRNA aminoacylation. Gene Ontology annotation, cellular component: chloroplast stroma; cytoplasm; mitochondrion. The record is from RefSeq and is a predicted model, not a curated record. The transcript has 36 exons.